Molecule: messenger RNA, 6692 nt
Organism: Monopterus albus (swamp eel)
Lineage: Eukaryota; Metazoa; Chordata; Actinopteri; Synbranchiformes; Synbranchidae
Product: kinesin-like protein KIF1C
Exons: 29
Coding region: 303-4136 (1277 amino acids)
Biological process (GO): microtubule-based movement
Molecular function (GO): ATP binding; microtubule binding; microtubule motor activity
Source: RefSeq, a predicted model, not a curated record
ACCCUGCCGUGAUUCGCCGCCCCGCCAGGCGGCAGCGGGCCUCAACUUUCCUCCACUUUCUGUCCCUUCCUAUUUAUUUAUUUAUUUUAGUUACCGGACGGUGACGUCAGCCCGGAGGAAAGCUGCCGUUACACCGGAGGACACUGCACAGCCCGGGCCAGGACCAGGACCAGGACCGGGGCGGCCCCACCGGCUCCCGGCCGUCUGUUUGUUUGUUGUCCGACCGGAGACAUGGGGACGGUGUGAACGGAUCAGCGCGUGGCUUCCUCCGGUACUAGAGGUGGAGUGGGCGGAGCUGCGUGAUGGCGGGUGCGUCAGUGAAGGUGGCGGUGCGAGUCCGCCCGUUCAACUCCAGAGAGACGUGUCGCAACGCCAAGUGUGUGAUCCAGAUGCAGGGAAACACCACCUGCAUCUCCAACCCCAAACAGCCCAAAGAUGGAGCCAAGAACUUCACCUUCGACUACUCCUACUGGUCACACACGACGGCUGAGGACCCCGGCUUUGUGUCUCAGAGGCAGGUCUACAAAGAUAUCGGAGAGGAGAUGCUGCUGCACGCCUUCGAAGGAUAUAAUGUGUGUAUUUUUGCAUACGGCCAGACGGGUGCAGGAAAGAGCUACACCAUGAUGGGCAAACAGGAGCCUGGACAGGAAGGCAUCAUACCACAGGUGACGCCGAGUAGUGUGAGAGGCAGAGCUGGAGGGAAGAGCCAGGGGCAGCUGGAGGCUGGAUGGGGAACGUCCAGAGGAACAGAGCAGGAGAAACAUGGGCUGGAGACGGAGCAAGGCUGGGACAUCUCAUCUUUAGAGGAGGGUCCUGAGCCACCAACCUCCUGCAGAACGAUGGAGGAAAUAGUCAUGAAUCCCCUUGUAGUGGAGGACCUGUCCAAACUGGCUGUGACCGGGUUCACCGACAUCCGAGACCUGAUGGACGCCGGCAACAAAGCCCGGACGGUUGCAGCCACGAACAUGAAUGAGACGUCGUCCAGGUCACACGCUGUCUUCACCAUCGUCUUCACCCAGAAACGACGAGACCAGUUGACCAGUCUGGACACUGAGAAGGUCAGUAAGAUCAGUCUGGUCGACCUGGCUGGGAGUGAGCGAGCCGACUCAUCAGGGGCGAGAGGCACCAGGCUCAAGGAAGGAGCGAACAUCAACAAAUCUCUGACCACGUUAGGAAAAGUGAUAUCAGCCUUAGCCGAGAUGAGCAAUAAGAAGAGAAAGAGCGACUUUAUUCCCUACAGAGACUCUGUUCUCACCUGGCUACUGAAGGAAAACCUGGGGGGAAACUCCCGGACGGCCAUGAUCGCUGCUCUUAGUCCUGCUGACAUCAGCUAUGAAGAAACACUGAGCACUCUGAGGUACGCCGACCGCGCCAAACAGAUUCGUUGUAACGCUGUGAUCAACGAAGAUCCAAAUGCCAAACUGAUCAGAGAGCUGAAGGCCGAAGUGGAGCGGCUGAGGAACCUGCUGUUCUCCCAGGGCCUGCAGGAGCUGCUGGGCAACGCCGGUACACUCCCAGUGCACGUCGCCAACAACAGCAGCCAGAGCGGUGCUGCAGGUGUGCCCCCCUCCCCACUGCAGCUGGCUCUCGCAGCCAACGGGGUCGCGCCUAAGAACGGCUCCGCCCUCCCAGGUGGGUGGGCUGAGCCGGCGUCUGCAGGUGACGUAGAUGCUGACCCCGACAUCCUGAUGGAGAACAGAGACGAAGGAGAGGAGGUGGUCGCUACGGAGACCAUCAGUAAAGAGGAAGCGGCCGAGAGACUGCUGGAAACGGAGAAGAUCAUCGCUGAACUGAACGAAACGUGGGAGGAGAAACUAAGAAAGACAGAAUCUAUCCGUCUGGAGAGAGAGGCCCUGCUGGCGGAGAUGGGCGUGUCCAUCAAAGAAGAUGGAGGAACACUGGGCGUCUUCUCUCCUAAAGGAACGCCUCACCUGGUCAACCUGAACGAAGACCCGCUGAUGUCAGAGUGUCUCCUGUACUACAUUAAAGAGGGCUUCACCAGGGUGGGACAGCAGGACGUGGACAUCAAGCUGUCCGGCCACUUCAUAAAGGAGAUUCACUGUGUGUUUGUCAGUGAGACCAACGAGCAGGGGGAGGUGGUGGUCACUCUGGAGCCGCUGCCUGGAGCUGAGACGUACGUUAACGGGAAGCAGAUCAGCGAGGCCGUCGUCCUCAAACAAGGUAACCGCAUCGUGAUGGGGAAGAACCACGUGUUUCGGUUCAACCACCCGGAGCAGACGCGGCUGGAGAGGGAGCGCAACGCCACGGCCGAGCAGCAGGCGGAGCCAGAGGACUGGAACUACGCCCAGAAAGAGCUGCUGGAGAAACAAGGCAUCGACAUCAAACUGGAGAUGGAGAAGAGGCUGCAGGACAUGGAGUCUCAGUACCGUAAAGAGAAGGAGGAGGCCGACCUGCUGCUGGAGCAGCACAGACUGUACGCAGACAGCGACAGCGGCGACGACUCCGACAAACGCUCCUGUGAGGAGAGCUGGAAGCUGAUCUCCUCCCUCAGAGAGAAGCUACCUGCCCACAAGGUGCAGUGCAUCGUGAAGCGCUGCGGUCUGCCCAGCAGCGGGAAGAGGAGGGAGCCUCUCCGAGUCUACCAGAUCCCCCAGAGGAGGAGGAUCAGCAAAGACCCCAAACGGGUCACCAUCGAAGACCUCCGCAUGCAGGCCGUCAAAGAGAUCUGCUACGAGGUGGCUCUGGGAGACUUCCGUCACUCCCGUCAGGAGAUCGAAGCGCUGUCCAUCGUCAAGAUGAAGGAACUGUGCCGCAUGUACGCCAAGAAGGAUUCCAACGAGAGGGAGAGCUGGAGGGCCGUGGCCCAGGACGUCUGCGACACUGUGGGCAUCGGGGAGGAGAGGAGCCCCCCCACGGAGGAGGGAGGGGGAGGAGGAGAGACGGGAGAGGGAGGGGACAAAGGAAACGUGUAUGACCUGAAGGCUCACAUCGACAAACUGACUGAUAUUUUGGAGGAGGUGAAGCUGCAGAACAACAUGAAGGACGAGGAGAUCAAGGCUCUGAGGGACAGAAUGAUCAAGAUGGAGAGCAUCAUACCUGUUCAGGAUGACGAUGUGAACGGCGAAGGAGGCGGGUCUCCUCAGAGGGACGGGGCCGGCGACAGCCCCAACCCGCCAGAGGCCAGAGUUCAGCGGCUGAUGGAUGAAGACCCGGUGUUCAGGAGAGGACGCCUCCGCUGGCUGAAACAGGAACAGCAACGAAUCCUGAACCUGCAGCAGCAGAACAUCACCAAGAAACUGCGAGGACAGAACCAGAACCAAGGUCAGAACUCCCCCACGGUUCCCAUUCAUCUCCCAGGGACCGGACGCUUCAUCCCUCCCCAGGAGUGCAAGCUUAAGUUCCCCUUCAAGAGUAACCCCGCCCACCGGUUGUCAUGGGGAUCAGCCAGCGCCACCCUGCAGGCUCUGGGUCUCGAGGGGGGAGGAGAAGAUGAGGGAGAGCAGGGGGAGGAGGGAGGAGGAGGAGUGGACGGUAAAGGUUCUCCCUCACCACCUCCUCCUGUCCAGCGUCAGUCUCCUGCUCUCUUGCCCCCCCCCUUCCAAGCCCCACCCCCUCGCAUGCGCACCCCUAGCCCUCAUCGCGCCUGGCAACAGCGUAACCACGGCAACCAGGGUAAUCAGGGUGGCUUCUACUACCAUCACCAGGGAAACAACCAAAACCAACAGCGCCGCUACCGUCGCAACUCUCUGGACAGUUCCAACCAUGGCAACGGUCACUACGACAACAGCCAGCAUGACGGAGGUGGUAGCGGUGGCAGUGGCAAUAGUGGCGGUCACCAGGGGCGACCGAGACAGAGGAGGGGGGUGUCACCUGGGCCAGGGGGGGAGAGAGGAGGAGGGAGGGACAGAGACAGAGAUGGAGGCUUCUAUUAUAGUCAGCACCAGUACCAGCAGUACCAUCACAAUCCCUACUACAACCCCCUCAGUGCACCAUUCCAGCCAGGACCUCACCCCAACUUCCACAGCCUGCCGCACCCUGGGCCCCUGCCCCCUCCUCCUGACAUGCUGCUGGGCAUGGUGCCACCGCCAGGGGGGUGGGGCUUCACCACCCCACCCAGGAUGAGGCGGCAGUUCAGUGCACCAGACCUCAAAAACAACAAGGAGACCCCCAUCUGACCUCGGACACAGGGAGGUCUCUGAUUGGCUGUGGGACACAGGGUGGUCCUGAUGCUGUAGAGAAUAGGCUGUGUGUGUGUGUGUGUGUGUAUGUGUGUGUGUGUGUGUGUGUGUGUGUGUGUGUGUGAGCACUUUUACUACACUGAUCGGCCCUUCACACACCAUCUAACAUCACACUUCUUGUAACUUCAGUCCUGCUGUGUGUGUGUGUCUGGAUUCUUUUUGUUAGCACAGGUUAGCUGUUACCAUAGCGACACUGUUUUUAGGAAAAGUGGAUUAUUUUAUUUUUUGCCAAUUGUUGAGCUGUUAAACAGGAAGUUUAUUAUGUGUUGAUGUAGGUUUACUGAUAUUUUGGUCUUGAUUGUUUAGAACAAGGUGCCUUAAAGCUGAAGCGUUAGCUCCCGGGGCUAGCUCCUGUUAGCAGAGGCCAUUUGUUGAAGCCGUUUUUUUUUUUAAGAUGAAGUGCAUUGGUUUGUUUUUCCUGGACAGGGUCAGUGUUUGUAAUUUAAUAGACUUGAGUUUUAGCUCCUCUGUUUCAGCCGCUAUUAGCCCAGGAGGCUAACUGGCCUAGUUCAGCCUGAGUGGUCAGUGUUAGCUUGAGCUAAUAGUGAGUUAGCCAGAAAAGGGCGCAAUAGACAACUGUCUGCUGUUUCAGGCUGAUAGGUUACAUGGUGAAGUGUUAACAGUUUAGCACAGGUGAAAGUAUUAGCUUAGCCUAGCCUAGCCAAGGCGGCAUUCGUGUUUUAUGGGAAUUAUGGUUUGUACGAACACAAAGAAUUUAACUGAAAGCUUUUUAUGUACUGAAAUAUUUCCCAUGUUACACCAGAAGGCGACCUGAACUACCACUGAUCACUGGUCAAAACAAACAGACUAGGGAGACCUGCCGUUAGAAUUAUAGCCUGUCCAAUACUGGAUUUUUGACAGAUAUCGGCUUCAGAAAAUAAAACCUAAGGAUACACCAGUCAACAGUCAUAGUUUCUAAAUGACCAUGACAUGUUUUUGGUAUUUCAGUGCUCACAUUUCAUUUAAGUUUCAUAAAGUCACUGUAAAUAAAAUGUUUAACUCACAAAGGUGCAUUUACUGUAGUAAAGCUCACGUAUUGGACUUCAAACAAACACGGUGUUUACGCGUCUCCCACAUGAAGACGGUUGGAGAACAUUCCUCUCCAGGCUUCAAGCUCGUAUUUACCGUCUCUCCCAUGUGACCUGAAUGCUGCGUUGCUGAGUGCUACAAACCAAAGAAGGCUGCUGUGUGGCGCCCCCUGCAGGAGAGCAGAGCGCUGGCAGGCACUGCUGUACAGACAGAUGGAGGGUAGGGAUGUUACCUGGAAAGCAAAAGGAUAAAAAGAUGGUUUAGAGUAAAGUGUGAGGAGAGGACGGAGAAGAGCAGGUGUUGUGGUUGUGAAAGUUGAGACUCACGUUGAAUCUUUUUAAAGUGUUGUGUGUAUAUUUGAAGUGUUUUUGUUUUUAUGAAGACGAAUCGAUUUCCAAACAGGCUGCAACAUAUGAAACAUGAUGGGCUCACCGUCUCUGGCAAUCAUCAGAGAUAACUGACAUGCGAUGCCUCACGUGAGAUGUAGGAAUCAAGAUGGAUUACAAUUUAUGUAGGGCUGUGAAAGCAAGGAACUGUGGGUAAUGUAGUGUGAGAGAGGGGGAUUAGAGAGAAGAGUGAAGAUGGAAAAGUGAGAUGCUUAAAAAAAAUCUUGAGAUUUGACGUUUUGUUUUUGAAGUAGGAACAUAGCCUACAACAUGUUCUGGGUGACAGUAACUUCCUCCUGGGAGGAGGCACUACGUACCUGACGCUACGUACCUGAUGCUACGUACCUGAUGCUACGUAGUACUUUAUGUCCACAUCAGUUGUGACAAGAAGGGGAAUAAACUGCUGCCUCACUGAGAUGUCAGGAAGUUGAUACGUGCGGCUUCUUCAAUCUGAAUGAAUUGAUGUUGCAUUUAAAGUCACUUUAAAAAUGUUUAACACAUUUAGUGGCAGAUGUUUUUUUCUACUGUUGCCAACUGGGCAGUCGUGUUCCCACAUUUUCUUCAGACCUUUUCCAUCAUUGUUGUUUUUUCUUUAAGGUGCCAUAUAACUAAUCAGCUUCUGUCAGAAGCAAAGAUGCUCAGCACACCUCAGUCUAAGGUGUGAUCCUCAAACUGAUGUUUCAGUCCACAGAUACUUCAAAAGUCGGAGGGAUUUGCUGUAAUGAUGAUGACAAAAAACACAGGAAGUGAUUGUGAUUGGCCCGAGAAGCAUGACAUCAGCAGAAGUUUAUGUUCGCCUUGUUUUGCUCUGCUGUCUCUGGAAUCGACCAAUCACAGGACAGUCCUGCUGCCACUGCUGGGCUUGAUGGGAAACUUUCUUCUUUAUCUUUUUUUUAUACGGUUUGUUUUUCUUCUUUCGUGUUUUCAUUUGCUUCUUGUCCUCAGUAUUUUAACCCCGCCUACUUGUCUGACUUUUGCUUUAUGAUGUCAUCACUAUUAUUAAGAAUAAUAUGAUUUUAAAGUUACGUGUCAAUACUGGGCUCUUGGAUGCUGCUAUGGGAGCUUCGUUGUGAUUGUG